CUUACACUGCCGCAACUAGGCUCCCGCUAUAGCUACACAUGAAGCCUUUGAAGCUUCGAGUUGAACAAGAGCUCUAAGGCACACAACAACGCAAAUUUACACCAGGGUCAAUCAAUCACCAGCUGAUAAAUUUUGUUAAGUUGGCAGUGCAGGGAGUCAUCGGUCGUGACCCUCUUCCUGAAAGGGCGACUUCGUACUCGACCUCUAGCCUCUAGGCUCUCGCACUUGUCCUGGAUACCGCUGUCUGAUCACAGACGGGAACGUUGACAUUGGUUCAUCUCAGCUCCCGAAAUUUGCUAAAAGACACCUCACGUUCGUUGUUCCUGGACCAUCCUUUUUUCUUCUGUACGAAGCUGUCAGUAUCACGGCUUGAUACCAAUGGUCCAGAUUACCCCCCUCCUCUGGCAGGCUCUUGUCACUGUCGCGCAAGCCCCUCCUGUCGCGCGCAAUGUCCAUCCCAACGCCCUCGCCGUCCGUCAGGUAAAUACGAGCGACCUCCCUUCUCAAUGCCAAAGCACGUGCCAAGUCAUCAAUACGAUAAGUGACUGCGACAACAGUCUAUCUUGCAUUUGCGUGUCGACCAUCGGAACCCAGCUUCAAACAUGCAUGGAUUGCCUUGUUACGGCCGAACCAUCUGCCUCGACAGACGCUGAUUCCGCCAUCGACAGCUGGAACGAAGCUUGUGGUGGAUCUCUUACUCUUCCCAGUGGACAGACUUCUACUUCGACAUCUGCUGCGAAGAGCUCUACUGCUACUGGUAGUAGUAGUAGUGGCAGUAGCCCUUUCACCACCAAGACAGGUGAUGCUGUGAGCAUAAAGACAGCUAUUGGGGCACUUGGCCUGAUCGUUUCCAUUGCUUGCGGUAUUAUCAUACUCUGAACAUGAGUGCCAACCUUAGUCUUUUAGGGCGGACCUUUCUUUGACAGAUGAUCAGCAUAACCACACCCUCCUUUCUUAACACUGCAUAAGUACACCUACUGUUAUCGAACAAUUUAACUAGUAAAAUUAUUCGCCGCUAUGGCCCGGGCACGGUUGCUCGUUGGUAUCGCUGAAACAGGAAGAAUUAGCCUCGAAGAGGGUCGUCCGAAGUAAGACAAAUUGAAUACAAGGUUUGCAAUGCGUACCUGUUUGUUCUCUGGUUUCCGUCAU
Suillus discolor is the source of this 1149-nucleotide messenger RNA. RefSeq lists its product as uncharacterized. NCBI's taxonomy places the organism in Eukaryota, Fungi, Basidiomycota, Agaricomycetes, Boletales, Suillaceae. The transcript is spliced from 4 exons. The record is from RefSeq and is a predicted model, not a curated record. Bases 379 to 879 code for a protein of 166 amino acids.